CUGACUUUUGGACCAGUGCGCCCUGCAGGCUGCUGUAGAAUAUGACGAUGAUGGACUGAGAUGACAUCGUCGAGACCGGGGACUAGGGCUGGAAGGCGAAAAAUGCUCACUUGGGUCACAUACGCUCUCUCCAAGGAACCCUGCCGACCGGAUCAUUGGCUUGCUGCCGAAUUUCCAAACCCGCAUCAUCGAAAUGCAGUUUCGUAUGUAAACCAGGCCACCCACGCUACCCAGCCGUCCCAAGUAUCGACGUCUACAUAGUAGCUGGAGCUUGGAUUCAUUCCAACACAUCUUUGAGAAUGCAGUUCCUCGCCCCGUCUGUCCAGAAAGAAAUCAUGGCUGCCAAGAAUCACCAGAGGCCGCCCUUCCGCGCCGAGCACAUGGGCUCGCUGCUGCGACCCAAGGCCCUGACCGAGAAGCGCACAGCCCUGGACGGCAAGAAAGCCGUCGAGAUUGCCGCGGACGAGGAGCUGAACCAGCUUGAGGAGCAAGGCGUGCGCGACAUUGUCAAGAUUCAGCUGGACCUCGGUUUCCAUGCCGUGACCGACGGCGAGUACCGCCGCCACCAAUUCUGGGGCAACUUCUUCCCCGGUCUCGAGGGCUUCGAGGAGGUCGACGCGCCGAGCUGGGAUAUCUUCCGCAUGUACGUCCCAGACAUUGCGGCUUUUGUCGAGAGCGACCACAAGCCCGGCGAGUCCAUCGUCUGCACAGGCAAGAUCAAGCACAAGGGCAGCACGUAUCUGAGAGAGUGGAACUUCCUGAAGAGCCUCGUCCCGCCUGAGCGCGUCAAGGAGGCCAAGUUGACUCUGCCUGCGCCCGAGUGGUAUCACCUGCGGUAUCAGAAGGGGCACGCGUAUCCCAAAGGCGUCUAUGCCAAUGACGAAGAGUACUUUGCGGACAUUGCCAAAGCAUACCGCACAGAGCUGGAGAUUCUGUACGACCAUGGCGUUCGGAAUAUCACAAUAGAUGACCCCAACUUGGCGUACUUCUGCUCGGAAAAGAUGCUCCAAGGCUUCAAGGACGCGGGCGAGGACUCGGACGCCCUGCUGCAGUCCUACAUCAGGCUGUACAACGACUGCAUCUCGUCCCGCCCCGCCGACAUGCACGUCGGGAUCCACCUCUGCCGCGGCAACUUUGCCUACUCGCGACACUUCUCCGAGGGCGGCUACGACCGCAUCGCGCCGCGGCUGUUCGGCGAGAUCGAUGCCAACACCUACUUCCUCGAGUACGACACGGACCGCGCCGGCGGGUUCGAGCCCCUCAGGGCGCUGCCGGCGCACAAGAACGUGAUUCUGGGCGUUGUCACAUCCAAGUUCCCCGAACUCGAGGACCUGGAGGAGAUGAAGGAGCGGGUGCUUCAGGCAGCCGACUUCGUGGCCAAGGGCGUGGGUCAGACACGCGCGCAGGCGCUCAAGAGGAUGGGCGUCAGCCCGCAGUGCGGGUUCGCGAGCCAUCACUUGGGCAAUUCGGUCUCGCACCAGGACAUGGUGGACAAGCUGAAGCUGGUGCGUCGGCUGGCAGAUUCGAUAUGGCCGGGCGAGCCGUGAAAAAGAGCGCCAAGUGGACUUGAAGCAGAGGGUGUUGCGGCGUGAGGUGCAUGAAGAGGGUGGUGGUACUAUGGGAUCGUACGGUUGCCAGAAAGGGGGAAAGAAGGUCCUUUGCGAAUCAACUUUUGGUAACCUACUAAGUUUUGCAACAUUUUCAAAGAAGUUCGUGUUACAUGAGAGGAAUCGGAUAUGACUUGUUCCCACCACCAACGCUUCACGUUUCGGCACGGUUAUAUAUGCCUCGACGCAUUUGAUACAAGCAGAUAGCUAGAUAGCUACCAUCCGUCGCCCAAUGAACGUCACUCCACGUGAAGUUCAGAAUGCUACUGCAAGAAAAGAAACAAACAAACAAACAGGGGUAUCAUUUGAGCACAUGGCUCGACCUACACACGCUUAAACGCCGCUUUUACUCAGUAUCCGCAUGACUCCCGCCCUUCGUCUUCCCCCCCUUCCGUGUGGCAGCUGGUG
Messenger RNA from Colletotrichum navitas, 2015 nucleotides. RefSeq names its product 5-methyltetrahydropteroyltriglutamate-homocysteine methyltransferase. The record is from RefSeq and is a predicted model, not a curated record. Bases 300 to 1547 code for a protein of 415 amino acids. Gene Ontology annotation, molecular function: 5-methyltetrahydropteroyltriglutamate-homocysteine S-methyltransferase activity; zinc ion binding. NCBI's taxonomy places the organism in Eukaryota, Fungi, Ascomycota, Sordariomycetes, Glomerellales, Glomerellaceae. The transcript is spliced from 3 exons.